CAUAUCGGCCCAGGGUACAACCAAGGACAGAAGAACAAAAUCGACAAUUGGUUGGCCGAUCCCCUGCGUGCACAUUUUACCUAAUUACACCAAUAUCAGAGAGAUUGGUGACCUCACGACCCGCAUGCGAAUAUGCAUUUGGUCAUGGCCGCUGCUCUCUCGUCGUGCUGCGUUGGACACAAUGCUCGGUAUACAGGGAUGGCGCACACUCUUUCCUCCCGCCUCACUGACAAGAGGCGUAUACGCACCUAGGUCUCGGGAACGGCUUUCUACAUAUGCACACACACACACACACACACACACACACACACACACACACACACACACACACACACACACACACGCCUCUCUCUCUUACACCACGUUGAGAUCUAUCCCUAGGCAGUACAACUGCGCAGGCCACGGAACUAACACCUCCUCCCUGUCAAGCGAUGAAUUCCUAAAUUCGUCACGGGAGUAACGAAUGGUCUAUGUAUUUACCAGCAUGGCGAUCCCUCUACACCCGUCCCCGUGCCGGGCGGU
Durotheca rogersii is the source of this 522-nucleotide messenger RNA. RefSeq lists its product as uncharacterized. NCBI's taxonomy places the organism in Eukaryota, Fungi, Ascomycota, Sordariomycetes, Xylariales, Xylariaceae. The transcript is spliced from 3 exons. The record is from RefSeq and is a predicted model, not a curated record. Bases 125 to 460 code for a protein of 111 amino acids.